This is a messenger RNA of Anguilla rostrata (American eel), 1400 nucleotides long. It is a transcript of the gene tatdn1, whose product is annotated as TatD DNase domain containing 1. The record is from RefSeq and is a predicted model, not a curated record. The transcript has 12 exons. Gene Ontology annotation, cellular component: cytosol. Lineage: Eukaryota; Metazoa; Chordata; Actinopteri; Anguilliformes; Anguillidae. Gene Ontology annotation, molecular function: 3'-5'-DNA exonuclease activity. The coding region runs from base 66 to 1022 and encodes 318 amino acids.
UAAGUAAUGCCAUCCAUACCAACCGCUUCAUAUUUAGAACACUGUGCACAAUUAUUAUAGAGUUUAUGGUUUACCAAUGGAUUAUGGGAAGAGUUAGGAUCGCAUGUGGAUUUUUUAGCAGAAUAGCCAUGGCUCGUUUUAAAUUUGUUGAUAUCGGCAUAAAUUUGACGGAUCCUAUGUUUCGAGGAAUUUAUAGGGGGAACCAGAAACACCCAGAUGACUUCCAAAAAAUUAUUGAAAGAGCCAUUAAUACCGGAGUCCAAAAGUUCAUCAUCACAGGAGGGAACCUUGCUGACAGUAAAGAAGCGAUACAGUUGGCUGAAACGCGAGAUGAAUUUUACAGUACCGUGGGCUGUCAUCCAACACGCUGCAGUGAGUUUGAGCAGAACGGGCCAGACCAAUACUUCGCAUCUUUGAGAGAGUUGGCCUUGUCAAACAAAGGAAAGGUGGUGGCUAUAGGAGAGUGUGGUCUUGAUUUUGAUAGGCUGGAAUUUUGUCCAAAGGAGACGCAGCUUGUGUAUUUUGAGAAGCAGUUUGACUUAGCUGAAGAAACAGGGCUCCCAAUGUUCCUCCACUGCAGAAACUCGCAUACAGAGUUUCUAGACAUCAUGAAAAGGAACAGAGGCAGGUGUGUUGGAGGGGUGGUGCAUUCCUUUGAUGGGAGCAAAGAAGAUGCUGCAGCUCUUAUUGACUUGGACCUUUAUAUUGGCAUCAAUGGCUGCUCUUUGAAAACUGAAGCCAAUCUUGAGGCAAUGAAAUCAAUCCCCACUGAACGGCUGAUGAUUGAAACUGAUGCUCCUUGGUGUGGGGUGAAAGCCACACACGCAGGUUCAAAGUUCAUCAAGACUACAUUUCCCACAAAGAAGAAGUGGGAGGCUGGCCAUUGCCUGAAAGACCGGAAUGAGCCGUGCCACAUCAUUCAAGUGUUAGAGGUCAUGGCUGCAGCAAGAGAUGAGGACCCUUUGGAGAUGGCGAACACCAUUUUCAACAAUACGCUGAAAGUCUUCUUUUCGGGAAGCUGAUUUUGCUGGCUCCGUCUCACUCAAGGUUACAAAUGAUGUGAUUUGCCUUUUUACAGACUUUGAAAGCGCUUCCAAUCCUUGGACUCUAUAAUGUGCUGAACUUGUCAUCGCCACAAAUGUUUACAACAAUGGCACGUGGGCACCUGCAUGCCUUACAUUGUUUGAUCCAACACUGAUUGCAACUUUUUGAAGAUCUACAAACAUGAAAUCCACAUAACUGAUAUUUUACAGUGAAAUACAAGGGGCUCGCCAUUCCAUGUUCCAAGCCAACAGCUCCAAUUCAGCAAUGUUAGGCAGACAUUGUAUAUCAUUUGAAGCAUGUAAUUUGGACGCCAGCCGAUUGAAGCACAGACAAAUAAACCAGUAAAUGUGCAAACA